UGCUACCAUCAUCGAUGGAAUCAUAUACAUCUUUGGUGGUUUAGAUCAAGAAGAUAAAGAAUUGGGUGAUUUGACCUCAUUUCAAAUAAGUACCCAAAGAUGGUACAUGUUUCAAAAAAUGGGUCCUUCUCCGAGUCCUCGGUAUUUGCAUACUAUGAGCGCUGAAAAUGAAAAGAUUUUUGUUUUUGGUGGUGAAUCAAAUCAAUCUUCAAAACCUGAUGAAGAUGGUGUAAUUCAUAUUUUAGAUACAUCCAGAAUAAAAUAUCCUAGUCAAGAACCACAAUCUCAACAAAUGUUAUCUCAACAACAACAAUUGUUGUCUCAACAAAUGCUAUCUCAGCAACAAAUGUCUUAUAUUCCUCAACAACAACAAUCUCAACAACAAACCCAUUCGCAGAAAAAGAUACCCCAGCAACAAAUUCAUCAACAACAAAUAUCCCAACAACAAAUUCAUCAACAACAAAUAUCCCAACAACAAAUUCAUCAACAACAAAUACCUUCGCAGCAACAAAUAAUGUCUCCUUAUUCGACCCCUUUAACUUCCCCUACUCAACAACAAUCUUUUUCUCAGAGAA
Racocetra fulgida is the source of this 575-nucleotide messenger RNA. NCBI's taxonomy places the organism in Eukaryota, Fungi, Glomeromycota, Glomeromycetes, Diversisporales, Gigasporaceae. The record is from the annotation of a GenBank genome assembly.